UUUUCCUCUGCAUUCAAACGUAGUCAACUGAACCGGCAUCAAGGGCUAAAGUUUGAGAAAAUUCUGUACAAUGGAGACCAUAUCGCUUGAGAUGCAUCCAAUGGGAAACAGUGAAAGUAUAGUUGAACCUAGACCAUACAUGCAAGACCUUCCAAGCCGUCUAGUUCGCCAUUCCGCUUCGACAGUUAUGAGGAGUCAAGCCUCUAUGCAGCGGAGAAGCGUUGGAAAUACACUUCAACGAACGGACGCUUUGAGAAGAGAUGGGAAUUUGCAAGGGCAGCUCGACGAAUUUUCGCCAGGGCCUGUGUGCGACCGUCAAAUGAUCGACUGUGGGUUUUCUACACUCCCUGAAGAAGUCUUAGAGAAAGUGAAUUUCAAAGCUGUCCCUUUACCGAUGUCAUUUAAACGCCGGUUUAAGGAUUCUCUACAGGCAAGAGCUCCUAAGAGAGUUUCGAAAGGGAAAGCUCUGCUGAUGAGCGUAACCAUGGCAUGGACUCGCUUUGAAAUCGUUGUUAAAGAAGGCCUUUAUUCUCUUCAACUCUGGCGCGGACAUCUCAAAGAAAUUGAAGGGCAGUUCGGCAGCGGUGUAGUCUCGUACUUUGUAUUUCUUCGUUGGCUCAUGUUACUAAAUUUAUUUGUCUUUGUGAUGGAGUUCGGCUUUGUUUCUCUGCCAACCAUAGUAAUCUGUUCUGGCACGCCCACGAAUCACGCGAACGGUCACGCAACCAACGUGACAAGCUGUAGAUACGACUCUGCUUAUUCCUCUUCGAAUAAAUCGGACAGCGGCAUACUGACAGCGGUGUUAGACUUCUUUACUGGGCAAGGCUGGAUCAGUAACACAAUCAUGUUCUACAGUACUUACCCGUCGGAUGUUAUCAUAUCCCAAGAAGGGGUGAGAUACCUCUUACCGCUGGCCUACCUGUUGACUGGGGGCGCGUAUUUCCUAUUCUGUCUCCUUACCUUAGUAAAGAAUGCAUCCAGCGGCUUAAGACAAGGUUACAUCGAAAGCGAGGGCGUAUUUAACUCAUUUUGCAACCGGCUGUUUUCUGCGUGGGAUUACUGUAUUUGUGAACGGAGUGCGGCUAUGCACAAAAAGCAGAUUAUCGCUAAGGACUUUUGCUUUGAAUUGGAGGAGGAACAAAGAUUGAGACGAACUCUAAACCGGACAAAGAAGCAGAAAAUGGUCUUAUAUGCAACUCGAAUCACCAUCAAUGUUCUCAUAGUCCCAGCUCUUUGGUACGUGUCAUUCGUGCUCGUGUUCGGCGUCAUCUUCUCCAAAAAAGUCACCGAAAAAGGCCGGAACCAGUUUGAGCAAAUGUUAAUUCGAUCUUCUCUGUCUCUAGCUAUUACAAUCCCGAACCUUGUUCUUCCGCCAUUGUUCGAGUUCUUGUCCGUCUUUGAGGACUGGGGUCCGAAGUUUGAAUUGGGGCUGAAUCUUUUGCGGCGAAUUUGCGUCAAGUUGCCUUCCAUUGCGAUGUUGAUGAUUCUUCUGUACAAGGACCUUGGUGAUCGGAUCCAGGAUGACUCGGUGCUGCUAUCAGCGCAUUGCGAACAAUGUUGGGAAAACGAGAUUGCAGCGCAGAUGUACAUGCUUGUCUGGGUCGAUUUCUUUGUUGUGUUGCUCAUUACCCUCGGCUUCGAGACUUUCAGAAAGCUUCUCUACAAGCACUGUAGCUGUUUUCGCAAAAUUGGAAUGGCACAGUUCGACAUUUCCCGCAACGUCAUCGAUUUGGCGUAUGGGCAGUGUUUGAUUCUGAUCGGAACGUUUUUCAGCCCCAUUCUCCCCGUCAUCGGCGUCUUAAAACUGAUUGUGUUCUUCUAUGUUAAGAAACUAAGCUUGUUUCACAACAAUCGUUUGCCUGACAAACCUUUCCAAGGCGCGAAACUGAGUUCUAUUUUCGCGCUUCUUUUACUCGUCACGUUUUUGAUGUCCAUAGGGCUCGUUGGUUGGGGCGUGACAAGAGUGCCAACAUCUUAUUGUGGACCGUUCAAAAACACUGAAUGCAGCAAAGAGAAAUUUAUCAUUGAUGAAUUAUCCUACGUGGUCUCAGGGUGGCCCGAGUUUAUUCACGCGACACUGCGAUUCAUGCGCACAGCGGCGUUCCUCCUUCCCAUUACGAUAGGGGUAUUGAGCCUACUCUAUUAUUACCGUUCAAUGGCACAUGAGCACCGACGAGUGAUUAAGACUUUGAAGAAUCACCUCAUUUAUGAGGGAAAAUUUAAGAAGAAACUCCUCUCUCAAUUAGUGUCUCAGCCGUACGGUGAUAGAAAUGAGAGGAAGGGAUCUGAAAAAUACAGUGAAGAGGACAUAUUGUUGGCCUCUCUGUGUGAUUGAAAGGUGAUUUAGAGCACUAAAUGAAAACUCUGAAAUGCGGAGACUAAAAUUGCAAGGCCGUCGUUGGCUUCAAAGGGGGAGUAAGAAAAACUAGAUUUUUUCGACGCCAGAUCAUUUGGAUCUGUGUAGCUCCCACGCAAACCCUGGGGAAGGCAUUUCACAUCGCUAUAAAUCCCUGCACCCCCUCCCCUUUGUUCGCGGGUGAGGCAGAUAGAAAAUUGCGGUAUUCACAAUCAAGGACGGGUAAAUGAUUGUCUAGCCUUUCACAGUUUGUCUCCGGGAGAAGUUAGGAAAAUCGAUUUGGAUUUCCAAAGAGAAGUUGGCAAGAUUGUACAAAUUACCACUCAUAAUCAUUAGAUCAUUGUAAACGAGUAUCCUACUGCUGAUUACUUUUGAAAAAUUACAGUUGUAAGUUAUUCGCUAUGAAGAGAGCUGUGUAUGAAAAACAAACCACUUGAAAUGAAAUAAAAUGAAAGAGACCAUAAAAUAUAUUUCUUCUUAAUCUCUUUUGGUCACCUUUCGCUGCAUGCAGUCUCGCAAACCAGAACUGAUCGAAUGCCGAAAAAAUGGAGCAAAUUCUUUGAACGCACUUCC
This is a messenger RNA of Stylophora pistillata, 2929 nucleotides long. Its product is annotated as transmembrane channel-like protein 7. The record is from RefSeq and is a predicted model, not a curated record. NCBI's taxonomy places the organism in Eukaryota, Metazoa, Cnidaria, Anthozoa, Scleractinia, Pocilloporidae. Gene Ontology annotation, molecular function: mechanosensitive monoatomic ion channel activity. Gene Ontology annotation, cellular component: plasma membrane.